Messenger RNA from Cynocephalus volans (Philippine flying lemur), 6779 nucleotides. It is a transcript of the gene DOCK8, whose product is annotated as dedicator of cytokinesis 8. The transcript is spliced from 48 exons. Gene Ontology annotation, molecular function: guanyl-nucleotide exchange factor activity. The coding region runs from base 305 to 6610 and encodes 2101 amino acids. Lineage: Eukaryota; Metazoa; Chordata; Mammalia; Dermoptera; Cynocephalidae. The record is from RefSeq and is a predicted model, not a curated record. Gene Ontology annotation, biological process: positive regulation of establishment of T cell polarity; positive regulation of T cell migration; positive regulation of GTPase activity. Gene Ontology annotation, cellular component: cell leading edge.
GAGCGCGCCGCGGUCGCAGUAUCCGGAGGGUCGUUCCGCGCUGUGUCCACACCCUCGUCGCCCGUCGCUCGCUGCGUGCCAGACCGGGUGGCGGGUGGCGGGGCUGGCGAUCGCGGCUCGGAGGCUGGGCCCUCCUCCCCCGGGGUGAUUGCAGCGCAGAAGGUGGCAAUGCGGAAGUUUCCAGCCCCGACUGACAGAUGAGGCUCGCGUCCGGCUCGGCAUGCGCUGCAGCGGCUGUGCGGCGCGGCGGGUCCCCACUGUCCGCCCCGCAGGACCCUAGAGGCCGCCGAGGCGCGGGCGCGCCAUGGCCACGCUGCCGAGCGCAGAGCGCCGCGCCUUCGCGCUGAAGAUCAACAGGUACUCUUCAGCAGAAAUAAGGAAACAGUUCACCCUCCCACCAAACCUUGGCCAGUACCAGCGGCAGAGCAUAAGUACCUCUGGCUUCCCCUCUCUUCAACUACCUCAGUUUUAUGACCCUGUGGAACCGGUGGACUUUGAAGGACUUCUGAUGACACACCUGAACAGCCUGGAUGUGGAGCUGGCGCAGGAGCUGGGAGACUUCACCGAUGACGACUUGGACGUGGUGUUCACGCCAAAGGAAUGUAGGACUUUGCAGCCCUCUUUGCCGGAGGAAGGGGUUGAACUGGACCCCCAUGUCAGGGACUGUGUUCAGACCUAUAUUCGGGAGUGGCUAAUCGUGAACCGGAAAAACCAAGGAAGUCUGGAGAUUUGCAGCUUUAAAAAGACUGGAUCUCGAAAAGAUUUUCACAAGACGCUUCAAAAACAGACGUUUGAGUCAGAAACUUCGGAGUGCAAUGAACCCACCGCUCAGCCAGGCCCCCGCCGCUUAAACGUGCUUUGCGACGUGUCUGGAAAAGGCCCCCUCACCGCCUGUGGCUUCGACCUCCGCAGCCUGCAGCCCGACCAGCAGCUGGAAAACCUCCUGCAACACGUGAGUGCCGAGGACUUCGAGAGGCAGAAUGAGGAGGCCCGCAGGAGCAAUCGGCCGGCCGAGCUCUUUGCCCUUUACCCGGCAGUGGACGAGGAGGAUGCUGUAGAAAUACGUCCAGUACCAGAAUGUCCUAAGGAACAUCUGGGCAACAGAAUAUUGGUCAAGUUGCUAAGCCUGAAGUUUGAGAUUGAAAUUGAGCCUCUGUUUGCCAGCAUUGCCCUCUACGAUGUCAAAGAAAGGAAAAAGAUCUCAGAAAAUUUUCACUGUGACCUGAACUCUGACCAGUUCAAAGGAUUCCUGCGAGCUCACACACCUUCAGUUGCCACAUCAAGUCAGGCAAGAUCUGCGGUCUUCUCAGUCACCUACCAGUCCUCAGACAUCUACCUAGUGGUCAAGAUUGAAAAAGUCCUUCAGCAGGGAGAGAUUGGAGACUGUGCAGAACCCUACAUGGUUAUCAGAGAAAGUGAUGGUGGAAAGAGUAAAGAAAAGGUUGAAAAACUGAAACUUCAAGCUGAAUCUUUCUGCCAACGGUUGGGAAAAUACCGGAUGCCCUUUGCCUGGGCUCCCAUUAGCUUAUCAAACUUCUUCAAUGUCUCUACCCUUGACAGGGAGGUAACUGAUGUGGAGCCCAUGGUUGGGAGAAGCUCCGUGGGUGAGCGGAGGACUUUGUCCCAGUCUAGGAGACUUUCUGAACGAGCCCUCUCUUUGGAGGAAAAUGGGGUUGGAUCCAACUUCAAAACCAUCACCCUGACCAUUAACAGCUUUUUCAAGCAGGAGGGAGAUCGCCUUAGUGAUGAAGACUUAUUCAAGUUUCUAGCUGACUACAAACGAUCUUCAUCCUUACAGAGAAGAGUCAAGUCAAUUCCGGGCUUGCUCAGACUGGAGAUUUCUUCAGCUCCAGAGAUAAUCAAUUGCUGUCUGACUCCUGAAAUGCUGCCUGUGAGUCCCUUUCCUGAAAACCGGACACGUCCUCACAAAGAGAUUUUGGAAUUUCCAAUCCGAGAGGUAUACGUCCCUCAUACUGUGUACAGAAAUCUUCUCUAUGUCUACCCACAGAGGCUGAACUUUGCUAACAAACUAGCAUCUGCCCGGAACAUUACAAUAAAGAUCCAGUUUAUGUGUGGAGAAGAUGCUAGCAGCGCCAUGCCGGUUAUCUUUGGAAAGUCCAAUGGGCCUGAAUUUCUGCAGGAAGUGUACACAGCCAUUACAUACCAUAACAAGUCUCCUGACUUUUAUGAAGAAGUGAAAAUUAAGCUCCCUGCUAAGCUCACAGUAAAUCACCACCUCCUGUUCACCUUCUAUCAUAUCAGCUGCCAGCAGAAGCAAGGAGCCUCUGUAGAAAGCCUCCUGGGAUAUUCAUGGCUGCCAAUUCUCUUAAAUGAACGUCUUCAAACUGGAUCCUACUGUCUCCCAGUUGCCUUGGAAAAACUGCCACCCAACUACUCCAUGCAUUCCGCUGAGAAAGUUCCUUUACAGAAUCCUCCCAUUAAGUGGGCUGAAGGACAUAAGGGAGUAUUUAAUAUUGAAGUGCAAGCUGUUUCUUCUGUUCACACCCAGGACAACCACCUGGAGAAGUUCUUCACCCUCUGCCACUCCCUGGAGAGCCAGGUGACCUUCCCCAUCCGUGUGCUGGACCAGAAGAUCAGUGAGACGGCGCUGGAGCAUGAGCUGAAACUCAGCAUCAUCUGCCUGAACUCCUCCCGCCUGGAGCCCCUGGUGCUUUUCCUGCACCUGGUGCUGGACAAGCUCUUCCAGCUGUCCGUGCAGCCCAUGGUCAUUGCUGGCCAGACAGCCAACUUCUCCCAGUUUGCGUUCGAGUCCGUGGUGGCCAUCGCCAACAGCCUGCACAACAGCAAAGACCUGAGCAAGGACCAGCAUGGCAGGAACUGCCUGCUGGCCUCCUAUGUGCACUACGUCUUCCGCCUGCCGGAGCCGCAAAGGGACCUGCCCAAGUCAGGCACUACCCCUGCCCUCCCCGACCCUCGCUACCACACGUAUGGACGCACGUCUGCUGCUGCUGUGAGCACGAAGCUGAUGCAGGCCCGUGUGAUGAGCAGCAGUAACCCAGACCUGGCGGGGACCCACUCUGCAGCAGACGAGGAGGUGACGAACAUCAUGUCCUCCAAGGUGGCUGAUCGCAACUGUGUCCGUAUGUCUUAUUAUUGCUCAGGCAAUAAUGAUACUCCAAAUUCUACUGCAGCCCCAAGGCCAGCCAGCAAAAAGCAUUUCCACGAGGAGCUUUCCCUGCAGAUGGUGGUCAGCACUGGAAUGGUGAGAGAAACAGUCUUCAAGUACGCCUGGUUCUUCUUUGAGCUUCUGGUGAAAAGCAUGGCCCAGUAUGUACAUAACAUGGACAAACGGGACAGUUUUCGGAGGACCCGUUUUUCAGAUCGUUUCAAAGAUGACAUAACUACUAUUGUUAAUGUGGUCACCUCAGAGAUUGCAGCCCUUUUAGUAAAACCUCAAAAGGAAAAUGAACAGGCAGAAAAGAUCAACAUCAGCCUGGCUUUCUUCUUGUAUGAUCUUCUCUCGCUCAUGGAUCGUGGCUUUGUGUUUAACCUCAUCAAGCAUUAUUGCAACCAGCUGUCAGCCAAGCUCAAUAACCUUCCAACGCUCAUUUCCAUGAGGCUAGAGUUCCUGAGAAUCCUGUGCAGCCAUGAACAUUACCUCAAUCUGAACCUCUUCUUUAUGAAUGCUGAUACUGCUCCGACAUCUCCUUGUCCCUCCAUAUCUUCCCAGAACUCAAGCUCCUGCUCCAGUUUCCAGGACCAGAAGAUCGCCAGCAUGUUUGAUCUGACCCCAGAGUACCGGCAGCAGCACUUUCUCACUGGGCUCCUCUUCACAGAACUGGCCGCUGCCCUGGAUGCCGAGGGGGAAGGAAUCAGCAAAGUGCAAAGGAAAGCUGUCAGUGCCAUCCACAGCCUGCUAAGUUCUCAUGACCUGGACCCACGUUGUGUCAAACCAGAGGUGAAAGUCAAAAUUGCUGCCCUUUACCUGCCUUUGGUUGGCAUCAUUUUGGAUGCUUUGCCACAGCUCUAUGACUUUACAGCUGCAGAAGCCCGCAGUGGGAAAAGCCGCACCAAUGGCUCAGAUGAAGAACAGGACGGGGCCAGUGCAAUUAACCAGAGUGUGGCCCUGGCCAUAGCUGGGAACCAUUUUAAUUUGAAGACAAGUGGAACAAUGCUAUCUUCCUUGCCCUACAAGCAGUACAACAUGCUGAACGCCGACACCACCCGCAACCUCAUGAUCUGCUUCCUCUGGAUCAUGAAAAAUGCUGAUCAGAGCCUCAUUAGGAAAUGGAUUGCUGACCUGCCAUCAAUGCAACUGAACAGGAUUUUAGAUCUGCUUUUCAUCUGUGUCUCAUGUUUUGAAUACAAGGGCAAACAGAGCUCUGACAAAGUCAGCACCCAAGUUCUGCAGAAGUCUAGGGAUGUCAAGGCCAAGCUAGAAGAAGCUUUGCUCCGUGGGGAAGGGGCCAGAGGGGAGAUGAUGCGCCGCUGCCGGACUCCAGGGAAUGACCGAUUUCCAGGCCUAAAUGAAAAUUUGAGAUGGAAGAAAGAGCAGACACAGUGGCGGCAAGCUAAUGAGAAGCUAGAUAAAACAAAGGCCGAGUUAGACCAAGAAGCCUUGAUCAGUGGCAAUCUGGCUACAGAAGCAAAUUUAAUCAUCCUGGAUAUGCAGGAAAACAUUAUCCAGGCGAGCUCGGCUCUGGACUGUAAAGACAGCCUGCUGGGAGGUGUUCUGAGGGUGUUGGUGAAUUCUCUGAGCUGUGACCAGAGUACCACCUACCUGACUCACUGCUUCGCCACACUCCGGGCUCUCAUUGCCAAGUUCGGAGACUUGCUGUUCGAGGAGGAGGUGGAACAAUGCGCAGACCUGUGUCAGCGAGUGCUGCACCAUUGCAGCAGCAGCAUAGACAUCACCCGGAGCCAAGCCUGUGCCACCCUCUACCUCCUCAUGAGGUUCAGUUUUGGCGCCACCAGUAACUUUGCAAGAGUAAAGAUGCAAGUAACCAUGUCUCUGGCAUCUUUGGUGGGCAAAGCACCAGACUUUAAUGAGGAGUAUCUGAGAAGAUCCUUGAGGACGAUUUUGGCCUAUUCAGAAGAGGACACGGCCAUGCAGUCAACUCCUUUUCCCACUCAGGUGGAAGAACUUCUCCGCAAUCUGAAUAGCAUCUUAUAUGACACGGUGAAAAUGAGGGAAUUUCAGGAAGAUCCUGAGAUGCUUAUGGAUCUCAUGUACAGAAUUGCCAAGAGUUACCAGACAUCUCCUGAUCUGCGCCUGACCUGGCUCCAGAACAUGGCGGAGAAACACACCAAGAGGAAGUGCUACACAGAGGCCGCCAUGUGCCUGGUGCAUGCAGCCGCAUUAGUGGCCGAGUAUCUGAGCAUGCUGGAGGACCACAGCUACCUGCCAGUGGGCAGCGUCAGCUUUCAGAAUAUUUCUUCCAACGUGCUGGAGGAGUCUGCGGUCUCUGACGACACCCUGUCUCCUGACGAAGACGGGGUGUGCUCGGGCCGGUACUUCACGGAGAGCGGGCUGGUGGGCCUGCUGGAGCAGGCGGCCGAGCUCUUCUGCACGGGAGGAUUGUAUGAGACAGUUAACGAGGUUUACAAGCUGGUCAUCCCCAUCCUGGAAGCGCAUCGAGACUUCCGGAAGCUGACCUCCACUCACGACAAGCUGCAGAAGGCCUUUGACAGCAUCAUUAACAAGGAUCAUAAGAGAAUGUUUGGAACCUACUUCCGAGUUGGUUUCUAUGGAUCCAAAUUUGGGGAUUUGGAUGAGCAGGAAUUUGUUUACAAAGAGCCUGCAAUUACCAAACUUCCCGAGAUCUCGCAUAGACUAGAGGGAUUUUAUGGUCAGUGUUUUGGUGCAGAAUUUGUGGAAGUGAUAAAAGACUCCACUCCUGUGGACAAAACCAAGUUGGAUCCUAAUAAGGUCUACAUACAGAUCACUUUUGUGGAGCCCUACUUUGAUGAGUAUGAGAUGAAAGACAGGGUAACCCACUUUGAGAAGAAUUUCAACCUUCGGAGGUUCAUGUACACCACGCCCUUCACGCUGGAGGGGCGGCCGCGGGGCGAGCUACACGAGCAGUACCGGAGGAACACGGUGCUGACCACCAUGCACGCCUUCCCCUACAUCAAGACCAGGAUCAGCGUCAUCCAGAAGGAGGAGUUUGUUUUGACACCGAUUGAAGUUGCCAUUGAAGACAUGAAGAAGAAGACCCUGCAAUUAGCAGUUGCCAUUAACCAGGAGCCCCCUGAUGCAAAGAUGCUUCAAAUGGUGCUGCAGGGCUCUGUAGGAGCCACUGUAAACCAGGGACCACUGGAAGUAGCCCAAGUGUUCUUGGCUGAAAUUCCAGCUGACCCCAAACUCUAUCGACAUCACAACAAAUUGAGGUUAUGCUUUAAGGAAUUCAUAAUGAGAUGUGGUGAGGCCGUAGAGAAAAAUAAGCGUCUCAUCACCGCAGACCAGAGGGAGUAUCAGCAGGAACUCAAAAAGAAUUAUAACAAGUUGAAAGAGAACCUUAGGCCAAUGAUUGAACGGAAAAUUCCAGAACUCUACAAGCCGAUAUUCAGAGUCGAGAGUCAAAAGAGGGACUCCUUCCACAGAUCUAGUUUCAGGAAAUGUGAAACCCAGUUGUCACAGGGCAGCUAAGAAAAGCUGUCUUCACUCACAGAGACUGAGGCCCUGCGACCCUGGAGAAGGACUCGAUGGUACUUGAAACAGGGCAUUUGCCAUGCAGGACCCACAGCACUCUCCCCUGACCAGCCAGCACUCUGGAAGCUUUGGAAUUAAGGGACCAUGGAAAUACACCCAAAGGGAC